UUUGCGAGUCGCCUUCAGUUAGCUUAGCGGGAUAACAGGUGACGAUUUUGCUGUGGAAUAUAUCUAAUUUGUCAUAUAUUCAGCGUUUUCAUAGGACAUUACAUCCAACAGAGGGAGAUGCCACCCCGUCGAGAUGACGUCAUCCCCGAAAACGAGGCAGGAAAAGACGUGAAUUCAAACUCGUUUCCGGGAUUCAAGCGUUACCCGACGAACAGGGAUCACCCACUUAAAUCGGCCCUGAAAUGGAUUAAGGGGAAACGAGAUGACGACGCCGUAGGCCCUUACUGGAGAAUACACGACGGGCUCUACGAUCUGACGGAGUUCGCCGAGAGACAUCCGGGAGGCAAAGUCUGGAUCGAAUCGACCAAAGGCACAGACAUCACAGAGGCCUUCGAGAGCGCGCACCUCGGGACUCAAGCACAAGCACUGUUGCCCAAGUACUUUGUCAAGCAUGUGGAAGAACCCAGGAAUUCUCCUUAUACAUUUCAUGAAGACGGCUUUUACAAGACGUUUAAAAGAAAGGUCCGCCCUGUCCUAAAGGAGGUUGGAACUGGGCCAGAUUGGGCAAUGGUCCUGAUCCAAGACGGUUUAGCGAGUGCCACGGCUUUAUCGGUCUUCGCAGCAUGUCUCUUGAAUUCCACCGCAUUUGCUGUUCUUGGCGGUAUAUUUCUUGCCAUGACGUCCAUGUGCGCCCACAACUUCUUCCACCAGCGAGACAACUGGCGGAUGUUUCUCUUCGACCUGACCUUCCUCUCCUCCUACGACUGGAGGAUAACCCACGGGCUUUCGCACCACAUCUACACCAACACCUUCUACGACUUCGAAGUGUCCAUCCUCGAGCCCUUCUGGGAGUUCCUGCCCAAACCCGAGAAGAACUUCCUUCAGCGGUACGGAAGUUGCGCUUACGAGUACCUGCUGAUCCCGGUGGCGAUGUACAUGGAGGCCCUGAAGAGGAUUUGUCUUGUCCUGUCGGGGGAAGCGCCGCUCAGACCUGAAAAUCUCCUGCCUCUUCUGGAGUUGGUUGCGAUGUGUCUGGCGGCGCCCUCGUUCGGGGCGGCGCUCAGGUUGUGGCUCGUGUUGCACGCUGCUUGCAGCUCGUGGUUCACAGGAGUCGGCCUCGUUGUGGCUCAUCAUCACCCAGAAAUUUACCAUGAGGGGGACGCCAUGAGGGAGGACCGCGAUUGGGGCCUCUGCCAGUUAGACGCAGUUCGAGACAGGGUCGAAGUAACAGGAAAUCUGUUUUUAGUUGCAACCGUCUUUGGCGACCACAGUCUGCACCAUCUUCUGCCAACCGUAGACCAUUCUAAGCUGAAAUAUGUUUACCCCGUUUUCUUGGAAACCUGCAAGGAAUUCAACAUGCCGUUUUCCCUCAAGAGCCAGUGGGAAAUGGUGUGCGGAAAAUACCUUCAGCUUGCGAACAACAAACCCAAUAAAUGUUCUCCGAGUUAUAAGAGCAAAA
Messenger RNA from Penaeus monodon (black tiger shrimp), 1459 nucleotides. RefSeq names its product cytochrome b5-related protein-like. NCBI's taxonomy places the organism in Eukaryota, Metazoa, Arthropoda, Malacostraca, Decapoda, Penaeidae. Gene Ontology annotation, biological process: lipid metabolic process. Gene Ontology annotation, cellular component: mitochondrion. The record is from RefSeq and is a predicted model, not a curated record.